AGAGGAGGAAAGAGAACGUCUACAUCAGAGAAGAGAAGUCACUGGAUGUAAGAGGUUCCUUAUACAGGACUCUCGCUUCUCAAGUUUCUUUGCACAAUGAUGGUGCUUUCCACCAAUGACCCACCAAGGAUGGACCAGGACAGAAUCCACAUAGCUGCAAGGAUAUUAGACCUCACCCUGGAGAUCAUCUCCUUGAUAACUGGAGAGGAUUACACAGUAGUGAAGAAGUCGUCUGCUAAGUGUGUGACACCCUGUGUGUCAGGAGGACGGAGCAGGACCCAGAGCCCCAUCACCGAGCCUCCACCGCAUUCACUGAUACAUGAGCAGAAGAUCCUAAAACUUACCAACAGGAUCACUGACCUGCUGACUGGAGAGGUUCCUGUAAGGUGUCAGGAUGUUGCUGUCUAUUUCUCUAUGGAGGAGUGGGAGUAUUUCGAAGAACAUAAGGAUCUGUACACGGACGUCAUGAUAGAGAAUCACCAGCGUCUCUCAUCACCAGGUGACGACAGAACAAAAAGCUUCCUUGGACAUUUCCUUAUAACUCCCUAUCAUGAAAUAGAAGAUAAUCAGUCACAGAUUGACAAAAAUAGACUGGGUAAAAUGUUUGCAUGUUCUGAGUGCGGGAAACACUUUAAACAGAAAUCUAAUCUUACCAUGCAUGAGAGAAUUCAUAGAGAUGAAAGGCCGUUUUCAUGUUCUGAAUGUGGACAAUCUUUUAAUAGGAAAUCAGUUCUUGUUGAUCAUCAGAGAAUUCACACAGGGGAGAAGCCAUUUUCAUGCUCGGAGUGUGGGAAAUCUUUUAGUAGGAAAUCGGUUCUUGUUGAACAUCAGAGAAUUCACACAGGGGAGAAGCCUUUCUCAUGUUCGGAAUGUGAGAAAUGUUUUAAUUACAAAUCACAUCUUACGAAACAUCAAAGAUCACACACAGGGGUGAAGCCGUAUUCAUGUUCCAAAUGUGGGAAAUGCUUUAUGUUUAAAGAUCCUUUUGAAAGACAUCUGAGAAGUCACACGGGGGAGAAACCAUUUUCAUGUCAUGAAUGUGGAAAAUGUUUUAAUCAGAAAUCAAAUCUUAUGGAACAUCUAAAAACCCACACAGGAGAAAAGCCAUUUUCAUGUUCAGAAUGUGGGAAAAAUUUUACCCUCAAAGCAAGUCUUGUUACUCAUCUGAGAACUCACACAGGGGAGAAGCCGUUUUCAUGUCUUGAAUGUGGGAAGUGUUUUAGUCAGAAAUCAAAACUUACGAAUCAUCUAAGAAGUCACAAAGGGGAGAAGUCUUUUUUAUGUUCAGAUUGUGGGCUAUGUUUUGUGCAUAAAGCUCCACUUGAGAGACAUCAGAGAAUUCACAUAGGGGAGAAACCAUUUUCUUGUGUGGAAUGUGGAAAACACUUUAUACGUAAAGAUUCUCUUGAGAAACAUCUACGAACUCACACGGGUGAGAAGCCAUUUUUAUGUACUGAAUGUGGGAAGUGUUUUACUCAAAAAUAUAGUCUUAUAGAUCAUCUAAGAAUUCACACAGGUGAGAAGCCAUUUUCAUGUCCUGAAUGUGGAAAAUGUUUUACCCGGAAAUCAAGUCUUAUCGAACAUCAGAGAAUUCACAUAGAGGAGAAUCCAGUUUAAUGGCAGGUGUGGAAAUCCUUUUGUUGUGGAAAUUUUAUUAUGCGGACAUUUUAUCUUAGGAUGUGUGUGUGUUUUUAUAGAUUGUCAUCUGUCUCCCUAUGUCGGAUUUAGC
Messenger RNA from Bufo gargarizans (Asiatic toad), 1729 nucleotides. RefSeq names its product gastrula zinc finger protein XlCGF57.1-like. Lineage: Eukaryota; Metazoa; Chordata; Amphibia; Anura; Bufonidae. The transcript is spliced from 5 exons. The coding region runs from base 97 to 1617 and encodes 506 amino acids. Gene Ontology annotation, biological process: negative regulation of transcription by RNA polymerase II; regulation of cytokine production; regulation of immune system process. The record is from RefSeq and is a predicted model, not a curated record.